This is a messenger RNA of Cucurbita moschata (crookneck pumpkin), 3765 nucleotides long. RefSeq names its product berberine bridge enzyme-like 8. The transcript has a single exon. The record is from RefSeq and is a predicted model, not a curated record. The annotation marks the transcript as partial. Lineage: Eukaryota; Viridiplantae; Streptophyta; Magnoliopsida; Cucurbitales; Cucurbitaceae. Gene Ontology annotation, molecular function: oxidoreductase activity; FAD binding.
UCUUCUUCCUCUUCUUCUUCCCUCCUCGCAUUCCUCUCUCUCGUCUUGCUCCUCUCUCCAUGGCUGAGAGUCUCCUCUGCCUCUGAUCACCACACCUUUCUCCAAUGUCUAACCACACACGCACAGCAUCAGUCCCCCAUUUCUGACGCCAUUUUCACCCCCGACAACUCUACCUUCUUACCAACCCUCAAUUCUUACAUCAGAAACAGCAGAUUUCUCACCCCCGAAACCCCUAAACCCCUACUCAUUGUCGCAGCAAAGCUCAAAUCUCACGUCCAAUCAACCGUCGUCUGCGCCAAACAGGCCGGCUUAGAGAUCAGAAUCCGCAGUGGGGGCCAUGAUUAUGAAGGCCUCUCUUAUAUCUCCCAUCAUCCCUUCGUCAUCCUCGACCUCUUCAACCUUCGAGCCAUCACUGUCGAUAUUGCCAGUGAAACUGCCACGGUGGAAGCAGGGGCCACCAUGGGGGAGCUUUACCACGCCAUUGCUAGCAAGAGCAAAGUCCAUGCCUUCCCUGGAGGAGUCUGCCCAACGCUGGGUGCUGGUGGACACAUUUCAGGAGGUGGGUAUGGGACUUUGAUGAGGAAAUUUGGGCUCUCCGUCGACAACGUUUUGGAUGCAGAGAUUGUGAAUGUUGAAGGGGAGAUCCUAAACAAACAACAAAUGGGGGAAGAUUUGUUCUGGGCCAUUAGAGGAGGAGGAGGAGGGAGCUUUGGAGUCAUUCUCUCAUGGAAGAUAAAAUUAGUUAAAGUCCCAGAAACGGUGACGGUCUUUGAAGUUGAGAGACUGAUUGAAGAAGAAGCAACGGACAUCUUCUUGCAGUGGCAGGGAGUCACAGAUAAGCUUGAUGAGAAUCUGUACAUAAGACUGAUGCUAAACUCCGCCAAGGGGAAAGAUGGGCUGAAAACAGGGAAAGUUUCAUUGGUGGCGCUGUUUCUAGGGCCAGCAAACACGCUCAUGGAGAUUAUCAAUCAGCACAUACCCAGUUUGAAAUUGCAGAAGGAGGAUUGCACUGAAAUGAGUUGGAUUCAAUCGGUUCUGUUCUGGGCAAAUUUCCCAAAAGGGUCAACCUCAGAAGCUCUGUUGGACAGAGCAGUCCGACCCAAUACUUUUCUGAAACGGAAAUCGGACUACGUGAGGGAACCCAUUACAGAGUCGGGGUUGGACGCGAUAUGGAAGGCGGUGAUGGAAACAGAACGAGUGGGUAUCGUGUGCAACCCAUACGGAGGCAAAAUGGGCCAGAUUUCAGAGACGGAGACGCCAUUUCCACACAGAGCUGGCGUGAAAUUCAAAAUCCAGCACUCCACCACCUGGAAGGAAGAAGGGGAAAAAGAAGCGAAUGAACGCUUAAACAUGAUUAACAAAUUGUACGAAGCAAUGACUCCUUACGUGACCAAGAAUCCGAGGGAAGCGUAUCUGAAUUACAGAGACAUUGACGUGGGAACUAGCACGCAUUGGAACGUGGGAGAAGGAAAGGUUUAUGGGGAGAGGUAUUUCAAACAGAAUUUUGAAAGAUUGGUGGACGUGAAGACCAAGGUUGAUCCACAGAAUUUCUUCAGGAAUGAACAGAGUAUCCCCACCCGUUGAUCUCUCCUCAGUCAACGAAGAUGAAGCAUGUCGACUAUGAUAUGUUUUGAUAUAAUAUCUGAAAAAUAAUAAGUGAUUGUAGCCGUCACUUUGAACGAAUGGUUAUUAUACUCACAUUGGUUAUCUAUGAAAUCAAAAGCCUUCUAAUUACUUUCUUCAUAGACUUGUUUACUUUUUAAAAUUACGUACAAAAAUAACUUGAUUAGCCGUACAACUUAACCUUCAACAGAGGUAUUAACUGUUUUACUCAACCUUGGAAGUAAUAGGAAGAACCAACAACCAAUGGUCAAUGAGAAUGCCUUUUUUUCAUCGUUUUCCUCCCCACGCCACUUCAAUUUUAGCUCAUCCUCGGUCGCCCAUGGUGAUUCCUACUUCAUUAUUAAUCCCAAUCCUUACAACCCUUCUCCUCAUUCUCCCUUCAAUGGCGGCGGCUUCUCAUCACAACACCCUUCUCAGCUGCCUUUCCGACCAUUCUUCGCCAUCAGCUUCCCCAAUCUCCGAAGUUACCUUCUUCCCGACAACCCAUCUUACUCCCCUGUCUUGAACUCUUACAUCAGGAAUCUAAGGUUCGCCUCCCCCACUACCCCUAAGCCCUUGUUCAUCGUCGCCCCGACCCAUGUCUCCCACAUUCAAGCCUCCAUUCUCUGUUGCAGAAUCCACGCCCUAGAACUCAGAAUCCGAAGUGGUGGCCAUGAUUACGACGGCCUCUCUUAUGUCUCCGAUUCCCCUUUUGUGAUCCUCGAUAUGUUCAACCUUCGAUCUGUAGCUGUCGACAUUGAGGACGAGAGUGCGUGGGUGGACUCGGGAGCAACCCUCGGCGAAGUUUACUUCAAAAUUGCAGAGAAGAGCAAGAUCCACGGAUUCCCAGCUGGGGUUUGCCCCACGGUUGGAGUUGGAGGCCAUCUCAGCGGCGCCGGAUACGGUAAUUUGAUGAGGAAAUUUGGGGUUUCUGUGGACAAUGUAGUUGAUGCUCUGAUUGUUGAUUCUAAUGGUAGGGUUUUAGAUAGGGAAUCAAUGGGGGAAGAUCUGUUUUGGGCAAUUAGAGGAGGAGGUGGAGCUAGUUUUGGUGUCAUAGUUUCAUGGAAGUUUAAGCUUGUUCCUUUACCUGAAACUGUCUCAGUUUUUAGAAUAGAGAAAACCAUGGAGGAAGGUGCUGUAGAUAUGUUGUACAAAUGGCAGGAAGUUGCUGACAAAAUUGAUGAAAAUCUGUUCAUAAGAGUGGUGAUUCUUCCUGUAAAUAAAAAAACCCAAAAGACAGCAAAAGCCAAGUUCAUCUCCUUGUUCCUAGGAAGUGCCCAGAAGCUGUUUUCCUCAAUGUCUGAAACACUUCCAGAAUUGGGUGUGAAGGCCGAGGAUUGUCUAGAAAUGAGCUGGAUCGAGUCUGUUCUGUUCUGGUCCAACUACCCCAUUGGGACUCCUCUCAAUGUGUUGCUCGAAAGGCAACCCAACUCCGAAAAGUUCUUGAAGAAGAAAUCGGACUACGUUCAAGAGCCAAUCUCCAAGGCAGAUCUGGAAGGAAUGCUGAGGAAAAUGAUGGAACUGAAAAGACCAGCGCUGACCUUCAACCCAUACGGUGGGAAAAUGAGUGAAAUUGCAGAGAGGGAAACCCCAUUCCCACACAGAGCAGGGAACAAAUACAAAAUACAGUACUCAGUGACAUGGAAAGAAGAAGGCGAGGAGGCUGCAGACAAAUACGUGGGGCUGAUCAGAGAGCUUUACGAGUACAUGACACCCUAUGUUUCAAAAUCGCCUAGAAGUGCUUAUUUGAACUACAGAGACGUGGAUUUGGGCGUACGCAAGCUAUUAGGAGGCGAGCCACUGGGGAAGAAAGUAUUUCAAGGGAAACUUUGACAGAAUGGUGGAGGUGAAGACCAUGGUGGAUCCGGGCAACUUCUUCAGAGAUGAACAGAGCAUUCCAUCUGUUGCAGCAGCCUUUGAUUCUAAUGGCAGAGCUGAGAGCCUUUGAUGUGUGAAUAUCUGCUUGGCUGAGUGAUCCAUCUUCUACUACACUAAAAUGCAAAAACGUCCCUUUUCCUUUCUUCUGGGGGUUCGUUCCUAUAUUAUCUCAGGGAUUUGAGCAAUUAAGCUUAAUUAUCCCAUUAGUUGCCUUAGCUAUGUGGUAACUAGAUUUUGUAAGUUCGUAUAAAUAAUAGGGAUUUAGUUCACUGCAGAUCGGGCAAA